Messenger RNA from Candidula unifasciata, 337 nucleotides. The record is from the annotation of a GenBank genome assembly. Lineage: Eukaryota; Metazoa; Mollusca; Gastropoda; Stylommatophora; Geomitridae.
ACUGAUUCAUGUCCCAUUGACAAGACUAAGAGAUGUCUCAUUGACAAGACUAAGAAAUGUCCCAUUGAUAAGACUCAAAAAUGGCCCAUUGACAAGACUAAGAAAUGUCCCAUUGAUAAGACUCAAAAAUGUCCCAUUGACAAGACUCAGAAAUGUCCUAUUGACAAGACUCAGAAAUGUCUCAUUGACAAGACUCAGAAAUGUCUCAUUGGCAAGACUCAGAAAUGUCAAAUUGACAAGACUCAGAAACGUCCCAUUGAUAAGACUCAGAAACGUCCCAUUGAUAAGACUCAGAAACCUCCCAUUGAUAAGACUCAGAAAUGCCCCAAUGCAAUAG